Molecule: messenger RNA, 1656 nt
Organism: Exophiala viscosa
Lineage: Eukaryota; Fungi; Ascomycota; Eurotiomycetes; Chaetothyriales; Herpotrichiellaceae
Product: Ribokinase-like protein
Exons: 1
Coding region: 249-1274 (341 amino acids)
Biological process (GO): metabolite repair
Molecular function (GO): ATP-dependent NAD(P)H-hydrate dehydratase activity
Source: RefSeq, a predicted model, not a curated record
UAUUUGAACCUUGCCCCAGGGAUGGUCAUCAUUAUUCAUAUCUUCCACCUUGCAUUGGACUUAUCUCCAUCGUGACGCAGCCAGAUCUGCUUCUGACAUCACUGCCUUCACAUUGGCACACGUCGAUAUGCUCCUCCAUCCUGCUUCAUGACUAGCUUUCAAAAUUCGUUUAUCGCUUCGCUUACAGCUCUAACCUACUAGGAUUUUUGAUAUUCCUCCCCCCAAGACCAACUCGCAAUUCAAAUUCAAUGAGCUCAGAUUCCGGCCAGAUCAAGAUGUCUGCCGCAUCGCGCGCCAUGUUGUCCAAGGUCAAGAAGCUCGUCCCUCCCAUGCUGGAGAAAUUCCACAAGGGUCAGCUAGGUCGAGUUGCUGUCAUCGGCGGCAGUGCCGACUACACGGGAGCACCGUACUUCUCGGCCAUGGCCUCGGCACGUCUAGGUUGUGAUCUGUCCUAUGUCUUCUGCGAGCCGUCCGCUGCGCAAACAAUCAAAUCGUACUCGCCCAACCUCAUGGUCUCUCCGAUCCUUCGAUCCACCGCCUCGAUAUCACAAGCCCAGAAAGAUAAGGAACCCUCUGGUGAAGAGCUUGCACAGCCGAUCAUCGACAUGCUCCCACGUCUACAUGUGCUCGUUAUUGGGCCAGGUUUGGGAAGAGACGUUGUAACUCAGAAGCAGGUGAAGGCCGUCAUUACUGCUGCCAGGAAACACGAUCCUCCUGUGCCGAUGGUUCUGGACGCUGAUGCUUUGUGGCUUGUACAAACAGACCCAGACCUGAUCAAGGGCCACAAGGAGUGUAUCCUGACACCCAAUGUGGUCGAGUUUGGCAGGCUCGCUAAGGCAUUGGGUAUGGACCAGAACCAGGGUGACCCAGAGAAGGCGUGCCAGGAGGUCUCCAAAGUCUUGGGCGGUGUUUGCAUCAUCCAGAAGGGUCCUGUGGACUACAUCUCCCAGGGUAUCGACACCACUAUUUCCGACUUCCAGGGUGGUCUGAAGCGGGCUGGUGGUCAGGGUGAUACAUUGACUGGAUCGCUAGGUACGUUCCUUGCCUGGCGAGAGCUGUAUCACGAGGACCUGUGGGACGUUGGCCCGGAGAGAAUGAGUCGAGAGGAGACUCUAUUGGUCGUGGCAUUCGGAGGCAGUGCCAUCACGAGGGAGUGUUCACGCCGUGCAUUUGCUAAGAGACAGAGGAGUCUUCAAGCAAGCGAUUUGACAGAGGAGGUACACAACUCGUUCCUCGCAUUGAUUGGAGAACCAGUGGAGCUACCAAAUUUGUGAAGAGCAGGAGAUUAGCUGAAAGCAGAUGUAAGGUUGGAGAUGCAUCCUAAUGCUUCAACUGGUGGCCGCGACCACAGACUUUGUUGUUUAUAGCGUAUGUCGGAUCUGUACUGGUAACUUCAUGCAUGGGAACAAGUAAUGAAUUCAGAAUGCUUCCUGUAUGAUGCUCGCGUUGUCCGGUGUGAACUGCUCCCUGUGUGUAGAACUGAAAUCUCAAUCAUGACAUGCUUAGCCCAUAUCUUGCCCACCCGCUUGGGCAUAUGUACAGUGCGACGAUGAUGUAUGAUCUGAUCCCCCUCGUCUAGUCGUAAACAGAGACGCCAUUAUUUCUUUUUAGCCUCGCUACUCGCUCUUGCUCCGCCACCUCGCUUUCUUGCUUGUA